Molecule: messenger RNA, 1095 nt
Organism: Pipistrellus kuhlii (Kuhl's pipistrelle)
Lineage: Eukaryota; Metazoa; Chordata; Mammalia; Chiroptera; Vespertilionidae
Product: tripartite motif-containing protein 49D-like
Exons: 7
Coding region: 1-1095 (364 amino acids)
Molecular function (GO): zinc ion binding
Source: RefSeq, a predicted model, not a curated record
AUGGAUCGCAUCUUGCAAGUCUUCCAGAAUGACCUCACCUGCUCCAUCUGCAGAAACUGCUUUGUAGACCCCAUCACCACAGACUGUGGGCACAGCUUUUGCAGGACCUGUUUCUACCUCAGCUGGCCGAACAGGUCAGGUCUGACUCACUGCUCUGAAUGCCAGAAAGAAAUCCAGCAAAGAGACUUUCACACAAAUGUCAUUCUCAAGGAAAUGGUUCUCAUUGUCACACAAGGCAGUCUGUGGCAUUCUCUGUGGUCUACAGAGAAUAGGUGUAGGAUACACAUGGAGGCAAAGCAGAUCUUCUGUGAGGAGCAGAGGAGCCUGCUCUGUUUACACUGCUCUACCUCCCAGGAGCAUGGGGCUCACAGACACUGUUCAAUAGGAAAGGCGGCUGAGCAACACAGGGAGAAACUCCUCAAGACAAUGUGUUCUGUAUGGGAGAAAUGUCGUGAAAAUGAUAGAAACCUGAAUGUAGAAACUGUCACAACCAGAUCUUGGAAGAUUUAUGUGACAUCACAGCAGGAAGCGAUCAGAGCUGCAUAUGAUGAGUUGGCUCCAACUGAACCUCUGAAAAAGCAUCAUCAUUUAGAGAGACUGCAAAGGGAAGGCAAGAAGAUUUUUGAGCAACUCAGGGACAGUGAAGCCAGCAUGGAAAACAAGAGGGAGCUUUUAAGAGUAAUGUAUGCAGAGCUGAGGGAAAUGUGCCAUAAACCAGAUGUACAGCUGCUCCUGGAUUUUGGAGACAUAUUGCACAAGAGUGAGGCCGUGUGUGAGUACAUGCCCCAGCCUGUGAAAGCAGAGCUCACUGCAGUGACCAUCCCAGGGAUGAUGGCAAGGUUCAACCACUUACAAAGGAAUAUCAAUGUGUAUCAUGGAAGAGCUCUCAAUCAUGAAUUCCUACAAGGAGAUUUGAUAAGCCUGAAUAUUGGAUGGGGUGUUCUAAGUACACCGUUUAACUUUUCAAGAUCUGACUGUUUUUUUUACUUGGGUAAUAGUAUUUUUACCUAUGGGCAACAUUACUGGGAGUUAGAAGUGGGAGACACUUGGAAUUGGGCUUUAGGAGUCUGCUGUGAUGAUUGGAAUAUCUACUAA